This is a messenger RNA of Dracunculus medinensis (Guinea worm), 525 nucleotides long. The record is from the annotation of a GenBank genome assembly. NCBI's taxonomy places the organism in Eukaryota, Metazoa, Nematoda, Chromadorea, Rhabditida, Dracunculidae.
AUGCGUAGGUUAUACCGCUGCGAUAUAAUUGGCAAAUAUGGAAUUGGAGACCAGUGCGCCAAUGGGAAAUAUAUUCGUUAUGCCGAAUAUGAACUUUACUUGCUUCCGACAUCGCAGAAAACAUCUAAUCACGAAACGAUUAGUGAAAUGGUAAGGGACAGCAAUGGUGUGCCAGUCAAGAACCGCCUCAUAAGAUGGAAAGAAUUCUUUGAGGCCAAACAUAACCAAGAAGCACCAUCCGUUGCCCCUGAUAUAAGUGAUGAUGAUUGCAGCAAAGCAAUUUUACUCCCAAUUCUCAAGAAAGGUGAUAGCCCUAAUCAAGCUGGAUUCACACCGAGGCAUGGUUUUGCUGACCAGAUAUUUAUGUUAAGAAGGAUAGACUGGGUAAUGGACAUCGCUUGUCGGUACUCAAUGGAUGUCCAAAUCAAUCCAGAGCAUCGUAUCAUAGAUCUUGAAUAUGCUGAUGAUGUAGUCUUUUUUGCUGAAAGCGAGAUGGGACAAUCAAGACCUGGACUGAUACGGUGA